AUGGCCAAUGACUCUGUUCAAAAGAAGCUUGGCUCGAAGCGCAAGAACGCCAAAGAUACUACAGAGAGCGAUGCCGAGAUACAGCAAUCUACAUCUACCGAGAAAAGCAACGGAGCAGAGAGCAAAGACAAGAAGAAGCGCAAGAAGUCCUCCAGCGAGAUCGCCGAUGGCGAUGUGAGCCAGAAGAAGAAGCGGAGGCACAGCACUGACAACAACGAGGACGAGUCCCUGUCGAAGCAGAAGAAGAAGAAGCGAGUCUCCUUCGGCCCGGGAACCAAGACCCGAGACGGCGACGGUGACAGCGACAGCGACAGCCCCGCUGAUGACGAAGCCGACGCGAACGAUAGCAGCGACACUGUCACCGGCACAGAUGACAACUCCGCCAAAGAAGCCGAAGACAAAGCCAUCGAGGAAAUGAAGAAGCGCAAGCGUGAGAAGAAGAAGGAACGCAAGAGCAGUGCGGCUUCAUCCUCUUCUGCCGGCCCCGUUCACGAGACUCCUGUCCUCUCAUACCUGAGCCGGUACUACCACGACCGUACGCUCUGGAAGUUCCAGAAGAACCGCGAGACCAAUCUCUUCAAGCACCUGUACUCGAGCGAGCACGUUCCGGCGCUGUAUAACGCACCGUUGUUGACGUAUCUCCAGGGACUGAAGGGCGACGCGGCGAAGCAGCGGUUAAGCCAGGGUGCGGUCGGGGUCCUGAAACCUGAUGCAGAUGUUGAGAACAGCGAUGGAUAUCAGCAGGCUGUGGAUUUGUUCAGGGUAUCCCUACCUGCUGGUGGGGAGGAUUUGAAUCAUGCGGGUGAAGGAGAGGGUCUGGAUACUGAGAAUCGGAAGCGCCUCCAGAAGAGACUCCGCGCUGAAUUGGUCUUUUUCGCUGUUUCAGGGGAGCUGUUUAACCGUGAGCAAUUCGCGAAGAAGAAGUCUGCCGAGCUUAAGGCCGAGGCUCAGAAGCAGAAGAAGCGAAAGAACCGGACGGCUGUUGUUAUUUCGAGCAGCAGCGAGAGCGACAGCGAUGAAGACAAACCAACCGUUAAAAAGAGUGCUGUGAUGGCUAGCAAGACCAAGGCCAAGGCGGCAGAUAGCAGCGACGAAUCAACUAGCAGCAGCGGCAGCGAUAAUAGCACUAGCAGCAGUGGCAGCGAUUCUUCGAGCAGCAGUGAAAGCGAUAGUAAUGCUGCUGCCUCUGUCCCAGCAAAGAAAGCUGCAUUGUCAAGAAAGAACGCCCCUAAGCAGAAGAUAAAGCCUGCUCCCAAGGAAGUCCCUGCUCCGUCGAAGAACAAGAAGAAGCAGAAGCGCAAAGUUCGAACUGCGCAGAUCGAGAUCUCGAGUAGCAGCGAGAGUGACAGCAACUGA
Messenger RNA from Penicillium macrosclerotiorum, 1356 nucleotides. RefSeq names its product WKF domain-containing protein. The transcript has a single exon. The record is from RefSeq and is a predicted model, not a curated record. Lineage: Eukaryota; Fungi; Ascomycota; Eurotiomycetes; Eurotiales; Aspergillaceae. Bases 1 to 1356 code for a protein of 451 amino acids.